Brassica oleracea var. oleracea is the source of this 666-nucleotide messenger RNA. Its product is annotated as protein CHLORORESPIRATORY REDUCTION 7, chloroplastic. The transcript has 3 exons. Lineage: Eukaryota; Viridiplantae; Streptophyta; Magnoliopsida; Brassicales; Brassicaceae. Bases 101 to 571 code for a protein of 156 amino acids. Gene Ontology annotation, cellular component: chloroplast stroma. The record is from RefSeq and is a predicted model, not a curated record.
UGGUGUAUGCUACUCGUCAUAUCAUCUUAUCUACAAGAAGCUUAUAUUGCUCCUACUACAAUACAAAAGAGUGUUGAAGUAUUUUUGCCAGGAAAUCAAAAUGGAGAUUUCUCUUCAGAAACAGAUUUUUAACAGUGGAGAUAAGCUCUUCAAUUCUCGACAAAACCAGUGGGCUUGGAUUGAAAGAUUUCAAGCAACAGAUUUUCUUCCUGCAAACUCCACAAACCUUUUUCAUGAUCCCAUAAGUUGUCCAAUGUUGGGCAUUAUGACUCCAGGAAAGAGCAGAAACCAUUUAAGUGUUUGUGCAAUAAGGAGGAGAAGAGUGCAUUCGAACUCGGAUACGUACGUACUGCUAGAGGCAGGACAAGAUGAACAGUUUGUGUCAGAAGAUGAGCUCAAGGCUAAGCUCAAAGGCUGGCUCGAGAACUGGCCCGUAGAAUCUUUGCCACCGGACCUGGCAAGGUUCGAUAACCUUGAUGAAGCCGUUGAUUUCUUGGUUAAAGCUGUAUGUGAACUAGAGGUUUAUGGAGAAGUGGGUUCUGUUCAAUGGUAUCAAGUUCGUCUUGAGUAAUUAAUAAAUGUAUUGUGUUUCUCCUAUUUAAUAAGCACAUGGUUCUGUAAGAAAAAUGGAGAAAUUUGCUAAAAUAGAACAAAAAUUGACUACUA